Messenger RNA from Onychostoma macrolepis, 4090 nucleotides. It is a transcript of the gene adat2, whose product is annotated as adenosine deaminase tRNA specific 2. The record is from RefSeq and is a predicted model, not a curated record. Gene Ontology annotation, molecular function: zinc ion binding; tRNA-specific adenosine-34 deaminase activity. NCBI's taxonomy places the organism in Eukaryota, Metazoa, Chordata, Actinopteri, Cypriniformes, Cyprinidae. Bases 137 to 799 code for a protein of 220 amino acids. The transcript is spliced from 6 exons. Gene Ontology annotation, biological process: tRNA wobble adenosine to inosine editing. Gene Ontology annotation, cellular component: nucleus; cytoplasm.
GAUCGAUCGAUCAUGCGGUCGACCUGCAGCCCUGAACGGUCCAUCCAUUAUUACGGUCCCCCGUAAACACGUGUGCAUAAGCAAAACGUUGCUAUUCCCUUAUUUUUGCUGCUUUAUUUUUACGAUUAUAGAUUUGAUGAGGAUACAGAUGGAGAUGCAAGCAGACAGUGUUGAACUUGAGAAAAGUGAUUUUCUGCAGCCGUUAGAUAGUGAGAUACAAACAUGGAUGUCAAAGGCGUUUGACAUGGCACUUGAGGCCCUUGAGAACGGAGAGGUUCCUGUUGGCUGUCUGAUGGUUUACAACAAUGAGAUUAUUGGAAAAGGAAGAAAUGAGGCGAAUGAAACAAAAAAUGCUACUCGGCAUGCGGAAAUGGUGGCACUGGAUCAAGUGCUUGAUUGGUGCCAUUUCAGAGAGAAGGACCCAAAGGAGGUGUGUGAACAGACUGUACUUUAUGUGACCGUGGAGCCAUGUAUCAUGUGUGCAGCUGCUCUGCGCCUGCUUCACAUACCUCUUGUUGUAUAUGGGUGCAAAAAUGAGCGGUUUGGAGGCUGUGGAUCUGUCCUGGACAUCUCAUCAGAUCAUUUACCACACACUGGAACUUCAUUUAAGUGCAUCGCUGGCUAUAGAGCAGAAGAGGCUGUUGAAAUGCUCAAGACAUUUUAUAAACAGGAAAACCCAAAUGCUCCCAAACCUAAAGUGAGGAAAGAUUUGAUCGGUCCACCAGGUGGCGCUGUAGCCAUUCAGGUAAAACAAGGACUGCAAGAUGAGGAGAGCGAAACAAUUGCUCCUUUGAGCUGAAAUGGAAAAUAUUUGAACAUUGAGACUUUUACAAGACCUUGUCAGUGCCUGGAUCUCAAUGACUUUUGAUUUUGCCAUCUUUUUGAGGUCAUUGAUUUGAUCUACAAUUUGAGGAACCACAUUGGCUCAUUAUCUGGACCACAUAGCUCGUAAACCUCCAGGCCUCCUCUUCUCUGUGGCUGGACGCUGUGAGUUGUCUGUUAACAGUGUGUAGAAGUAAUAGACUGGGUCUGUUCUGCAUUAAAGCGCAGGUUCUUCUCCAGCUCUUGCUCUCUUGGUGUCCUUACACAACCCAGAGAAUUGGUUCUGAACUCUCAAUGAUCUCAGUCUUGGGCUCACUAGCAGAUGCAGGACAGAUCCAGGUGGAGUUUCCACUUACUUCAUAGCCAGAAACUUUAAAGGGAUGGUUAAAAAUUAAUUUCUGUCAGUACUUUCUCACACUACUUUUUUUUUCUUCAAUGGAGCACGAAAAGUGAAUUUUAUGAUGAGUUUUUAAAGGAUAUAUAUCCAUUUUUUUAUAGAAUUAAUGUAAUUGAAGAUGGAGGCUGUCAAGCUCUAUAAUGGCAAAAAAUAAAAGGCCAUAAAAGUAUUAUAAAACAGUAUAAAAGUAGUCUUGAUACUUUGUGUUCUUUCGUUUUGAGUUUGCAGGAAGAUGGAAAGCCACACAGGUUUGGUACAACAUGAGGGUAGUUUUCGAAGGUGUUUCCUUAGGUUUGCCUGUUUAUUAUUUAUUUAUUGCAAUAUCUCACGCAUACUAACUUGGAAAAAAUACAAUAAUUUAUGUUGCCUCCAUAUACAGUAAGUGUUAAUUUAUUAUUUAUGCUCUGUUAUAGUUAUUAUUGAUAUUUUGAAUCAGAAUUGCAUUAUAUUUUCAUUUUAACUUUAGUUUCAUUUUCAAGUAAUUUUAUGUGCUUUUUUAUGUGCUGAGUUUUUCUUAGUUUUUUAAAAAUAUUUUUUAUAUUACCAUUUAGUUGUUUUCAUUUUUUUUUUAUGUCCAGUCAGCAGUUUGAACUUAUUUUAGUUAGUGGCCAAGGUAGCAUUUCUCAUUUUGAUUUAGUUUAGUCUUAACAGCUAUAUUUAUAAUUUAUUUAUUUUAUUUUCAAUGAUUAAUCACGAUUAAUCACAUCCAAAAUAAAAGUUUUUGUUUACAUAAUAUAUGUGUAUAAUAUAUUAUAUUAUAAUAUAUAUUAUAUAAUGUGUAUAAUAUAUAAUGUAAAAUGUACUUAAUAUACUGUUUAAAUUUAUGUAUAUAUAAAAUACACACACAUGCAGUAUAUUUUUGAAAAUAUUUAUAUGUAUAUAUUUAUAUUCAUAUAAUUUAUAUUAUACUUAAUAUAUAAAAAUAACAUUUUUCUUGAAUAUCUACAUGCGUGUGUGUGUAUGUGUAUGUAUGUAUAUAUAUAUAUAUAUAUAUAAUAUAAUAUGGAUGCGAUUUGUUUUUAGUUAACAAUGCUAAUAUUUAACAAUACUAAUCCUGAUCUGCACACUUCCACUUGUCGUGAAACUGUUCAUGUCAUGUUGCGUUUCUGGUUAUUAAAGUAUAACAUAGCUCAUAAUGGUUUCUAGACCCCAUAUUAUUAAACUGCCAUGUAAUGUGUUAUUAGUGGCUGGAAGUGGGUUUUCUGUGGGUGCGUAUGAAAGAGCAAUCAAGCGGUUUUGGAAGUAGAUGUGAGGUGUCUGAGAUGUUUAAGGCUGUCGUUUUUCAAGGCCUGUCGUCUUACAUGGCUACGGGUUCUGCCGGCCAUAUCAUAUAUUUGAAAAAUAUCCUCAGUCAGUUACUGCUCUGUUAUUGUCAUUGUAAGCAGAGAACCCAUGGGUUUUAUUGUUUUGUGAUGAAUGAUCAGACAUUGAGCGCUCACAGCUGGCUUUUUUAAUAUGACUGUUCUAUGCUGAUGUUGAAAUGACAGGAGCUGUCAUUAAUAAAUAAAAAAAAAUAAUCAUUUAGAUUCAUUGUGUAAAUAGUAUGGUCUUGGUAACCGAUUCAAAACAACAGAGCACUGGUCGCGCACCUGGUAAGCAUUUGACAGGUGUUAUACCUUGGCAGCGUUAUGCCAUGAGUCAGUGCGAAUAAAGAACAUCGUAAAACAAGCUGCAACCACCUACGCUGUCCCUGUUCACAUGAACUGAGUGCAAUAUUUUGUCUCUAACUCUUUAUCCAUAGACAGCAUUUCAUAAAGCUUCAUUCAGCUUUUAAUAGAGUGAAUCAAAGUGUCGAAUUCAUGUGAAGGACCGGUAUAUUUCGUUAUAGAUAUUCCAAUGUUAAUAUUUUGUCUGAGGUGAAAAUCGUAGGUUUGUAUAAUCCCACAGAGGGCUUGGGAAAGCUCACAGAGAUGGUUAGGACACAAGGUGUAUUUGUUUUAGUUUCAUUCUUUACAGAAUCUAGUUUGAGAUUCUAGUUUUCUAUUAUUACUGUUUGUUACCUGUUUUACUUUAAUUGGCUUUUUCAUGAGGGAAGCAGGAUAUUCAGUGCUAAAAAAUGGUAGGAAUUAAUAGGAUUGUGAAAAGCGAGAUUUGUAUAUCCAAAUGUGAAUUUGGAUUAAAAAAAAACUAUUUGCUAAAUAGCUAUUGGCUAACAUUAUCCAAUUGCCUGCAUGUGACAAUAAUGGAAAUAGAAAUUUUUAUUUGAUAAGUUACUAUAAUUUAAUUAAUUUAAAGACAAACAUUUGGUAACACUUUAGUGUUAAUAAUAAAUAAACGUAAUUUAUUUCUCUCUUCUGCUCACCAAGGGUGCAUUUAUUUGACCAAAAAUACAGUAAAAACGGCAAUAUUGUGAAAAAUUUUUACAACUAUUUUCUGUUUUAAUAUAUAUUUUAAAAUGGAAUUUAUUCCUAUGAUCGAAAGCUGAAUUUUGAAUCCAGUUUACAGUGUAUUUUCCCUCCAGAAUGCUUUGUUGAAUAUAAAGUUCAGAAGAACAGCAUUCGUUUGAAAUAGAAAACUUCUGCAAAACUUAUGUCUUUACAUUUAAAAGUAUUCAUUUCUUUUAAUAAAUUUACUGACCCCAGACCCCUAGAUGCUAGUGUAUGCUGAUAUGUUUUUAACAUCUCAAGAUGUACAAUUGAAAAGUAUACUCAAAAAAGAAAAUCCUUUACUAAACAGUUUGCCUUUCUUCUAUGAAACACAAUGGAGUUUUUUUCUUUUGAAAAAUGAUGUGUUUUUUGUUCAUGCACAGACAAAGUCUUCCAAUGUUGUUUUAGACUCUUGACAUCGAAACAGUUGAAACAUUUUUCACAAUAUAUUCUUUUGUGUUCCACACAAGAAAGUCAUACUGGUUUGGAACGGCAUGAAGGUGAG